Pygocentrus nattereri (red-bellied piranha) is the source of this 2944-nucleotide messenger RNA. RefSeq names its product fucose-1-phosphate guanylyltransferase (gene fpgt). The record is from RefSeq and is a predicted model, not a curated record. Gene Ontology annotation, molecular function: transferase activity, transferring phosphorus-containing groups. Lineage: Eukaryota; Metazoa; Chordata; Actinopteri; Characiformes; Serrasalmidae. The transcript is spliced from 4 exons. The coding region runs from base 225 to 1928 and encodes 567 amino acids.
CGUAAACACAGCACGAAGCAGCUCUGAAUGAAGUUCUUAUCUUCAUCACAGACUCAUUAAAGAGUUAUAUUUUGCCCAAACCCGACUUCCAGAAGGAUUAACAGCAGGGAGGUUGUCGCUAAUUGUCUGUAUCGUGUGUUUCUCGCUUCUCGUUGCUCUUCUUGUCUCGCUUAGUUAGCUAAGCUAAGCUAAGCUGAGCUAAGGUUGCUCUGGACUGGCUCUCAAUGACGGAACUCAGCAGAAGCGCUCGCCUGCUGAAGGCCACCCAGGAGAAACUGGACAGGUUCGACAGAAUACGGGGCAAAGAGGUCAAACCUGAAGAGUUUUGGGACCUUGUGGUUAUCACAGCAGUGGACGAGGACCAGAGAUCUGCAUACGAAGUCCAGAUCCGAGAGAAGUGCGACAGGAAAGAGCUUCCGAUUGGCAUUAGUUACCACGUGUUUGCAGAUCCUCCAGGAUACAAGAUUGGUAAUGGAGGGUCAACUUUACAUUCACUGCAGCUCCUGAGUGAUGAGUAUGGGGAGAAGCUGUCCAGAUUCAGAAUCAUUCUGAUACAUGCAGGAGGCUUCAGUCAGCGCUUACCCAACUCCAGCGCUCUUGGCAAGAUCUUCACUGCACUCCCUUUUGGAGAACCUCUGUAUCAGAUGCUGGAGCUCAAACUGGCCAUGUAUGUGGACUUCCCCUCUCACAUGAAGCCUGGCGUGCUGGUCACCUGCGCCGAUGACAUCGAAUUGUACAGCGCAAGUGAUCGUAUUGUGUUUGAUAAGCCGGGCUUCACGGCACUGGCCCACCCUUCUCCUCUGUCCAUCGGAACCACACAUGGCGUGUUUGUUCUGGAACCAGCAGAAGAUUCCCACAUCCAAGACGUGGAGUAUAGAACCUGCUUCCAGUUCUUGCACAAACCGAGCAUUGAAAGAAUGCGUAAAAGCGGUGUGGUGUGCAAGAAGGCGGGCGAGGAAUUUGUCUACACUGACAGCACCUACUAUGUUGAUUAUGGCAGUGCACUGACACUCCUGAGCUUGUUUAGAGAUAUCAGACCUUUGAGAUGUGAAAUAGACGCUUAUGGAGACUUUCUUCAGGGCCUGGGUCCAGGGGCCACAGUGGAAUAUACCAACGACACUGCAAACGUCACCAAGACAGAGAGCAGCCUGGUGGGGAUCAGAAGGAAAAUCUUCCACUGCCUGAAGGGAACACCACUCAAUGUCAUUCUCCUCAACGAAUCAAAGUUCUACCACCUGGGCACCACAGAGGAAUACCUGUUCCACUUCACGGUUGACCCGUGUCUCAGAGCAGAGCUUGGCAUCCUUCCAGCCGCCUUUAGUGUAUGUCAGCUGGAGGCUUCUGAAGAACAUACUGCUUGUGUAAUGCAUAGCGUUCUGCACCCAUGCGCUUCGGUGUCUGCAGGAACUGUGGUGGAGUACUCCAGACUAGAAGCCAAAGUAACCGUUGGCACCAGAGCUAUUGUGAGCGGAUGCUGGAUUGGUGCAGAACUUUCAGUGCCUAGUGAAACCUUAAUGCACUCUCUAAGCACCACCCUGGACGGCAAGACCGUCUUUGUGACCGUAGCCUUCGGCAUCCGAGACGACCUGAAGGAAAAAGUGUCAGGUCCUGCGGAUGUAAACAAGCUGGAGCUUUUUGGAGCCACCUUGAAGGAGUGCGUGAGCCGCUGGGCGCUGUGUUCCGAGGACGUGAGGUUCUCUGGGGAUGUGUGCAACCUGUGGAACUGCUGCCUCUUCCCCGUAUGUAAGGACAUGAAGAGCUCCUUUGCUGCAACGCUGGAGAUGGUGUGGGCAGCGCGUGGAAAACGGAAAGUGACCUUGCCCAGAAGCACUAGACUCUCACUGCAGGAGAUCCUGCAGAACAAAGACUUGGAGCAGAUGCUGGGCUUCAGAAAAGAGCUUUAUGAAGAAAUUCUCGCAAAUAAAUGAACUGUUGCACCAGCAGCAACAUAAAUCAGAGAUACUGUAAUCGGAAUCAGGCAAAUAUUGACUUUGGACCACGAUUUAAUUUCUACUAUUAUCUACAAUGAGAUAUACUGUACACUAUAGAGUGUUAGUGCUCUCUCACACACACACACACACAUAUACAUAUAUAUACAUAUGGUCACACUUUAUUUGGAUGGUCACUUAUAGAUGAUGUACAGAUAUUUAAAUUAUUAACAGACUUUCUGGUGAUACUUAUUUGAGUAUCAACAACAUUAUGGUUAUUGUUAGGUUAAGGAGUAGGUUUAGGUUUGGGGUUGAAGUUAAGGUUAAGUUUAGGUUUAGGGUUUGAUUCUUUAUGGAAUCCUUCACACUCAGCGUUCAUUGAUAUUUAGUUGAAUGUGAGUUGAAGACAGACUGAGUAACUACAAAGCAUCUACAGUGGACCAUCCAAAUUAAGUGUUCAUGCCAGAAAUCCAAAGCCAAAUACUGUUUAUUAUAAAACAAGUGUGGCUUGGAUAUUCAGCAGAUAGUUGCUUAUAAAAGCCUUAAAAAGCACUGGACAUAUGUUUAUGUUUAUAUUUCAUGACGUGUUUCUUGUGCUCCGGGAGAGCUAAAUAUUCACGUGAUGCAUUACAGCAUUUGUUACCCUGUAUAUUUCUCUGUAAUGCUGAACCAGGUGGAUAUAGUCCCGAUUUCCCUAUUUUAUAAAUGUUUAUAUAUCUACACCGGCAGAUACAUACAUUAAAAUACUGGACAUCAGCCCACAAUUCCCACAUCGGUACAUCCCUGACUGUGGGGUUAAACUGACAUUGGAGGGCCACUGCACUGCACAGUUUAGUGUUUUCCUUCAGCUUGAGAAUCGUGCCAAAGAAUGAAGCUUUGUAAAGUAUGGACUGAUCAUGUGAAUGUUUAUUUUAUACAGGGUGAAAUCCAGACGAAUCAGGGGGUGAGAUUUAUGCGGUAAAUAGAACCAUGAUCAUAGUUACUAAACAAUCAUCUUGAUGUACAGAGAUUAGUGA